Molecule: messenger RNA, 180 nt
Organism: Rotaria sp. Silwood2
Lineage: Eukaryota; Metazoa; Rotifera; Eurotatoria; Philodinida; Philodinidae
Source: the annotation of a GenBank genome assembly
AUGCGUAAGCUUUUUGAACAAUAUUGUGUUUCUUCUUUUAGUUUUCCAUUGGAUUCUGGCUCUGAUUCUGAUGAAUGGGAAGAUAUUAACGAUAUCGAUAAUGAUGAUCCCAUUGAUGUUAAUGAAAAUUUAAUUGAUGCAGUUUCCGAUUUAAUAAAUGAUGAAGAGGAAAAAGGUGAU